This is a messenger RNA of Rhizophagus irregularis DAOM 181602=DAOM 197198, 1719 nucleotides long. The record is from RefSeq and is a predicted model, not a curated record. Lineage: Eukaryota; Fungi; Glomeromycota; Glomeromycetes; Glomerales; Glomeraceae.
ACUUAAGGGGAGUGUGUAGUCACGUGAUUUUUAAUAUAAGAUUGAUCGGCGUCAAAAAUUUUUCUGCGGUUUUAGAUUUUCGCGUCAAAGUCAACGUGAUAAUCAAAUAAACAAUAUAAAAAUAAAAACCACUUUUUCUCAUUUUUUAGAACCUAAAGUUUCGUCAGACAUGCCUUUACGGAAAUGGUAUCAAAUUUUAUGCCAAAGGAAUCCGCAUUUCGAAAGUUACCAGCGACCAUAUAAUAAUAGUUGGCUUGUAUUUGACAAAUCCGUACCUUUGGAAGCUUUGGAUAUACACAACGAACUUGUUACUUCUAGUUCUUCAACAACUACUCCAUACCUUGCUUUAACAGUACAUAAUUAUCCAAAAGAUAACUCUACAAGUACUUGGGUUCCUUUAUUAGUUGGUUAUACAGUAAUAAUUCUUUGGAAAAAAAAACUCUUACGACUUGCAAUUACUAAAGACAGCAACAAUAAUUUAAUUUAUAUGUAUGAAGAUUAUGAAGAUGAUAUUUCUCUUACUGAUUGUGUACACAGAUCCUCCCAUCGUAAUUUUUUUCAUGGAUUGAUUCAUUAUCUCAAUAUAGAUGGUCGCGUUUCAAUUCCUGCUUUAAUAGGACUCAAUAUUUUGGAAAUUGUGAUUCAACUCAGGAAUGUAAUUAAUAUGACGUUUCCAAAUUUAUUCACUCAAGUUAAACAGGCUCAUAAUGCGAUUGUAACUACAAAUAGAAUAAAAAAUAAAAUGAAACGAAAAGCAAGUAGUUUAUGUGAAAAUUUAGAAAAUAAUAUAUCUACUUCAACAACUUCUAAUACAGUAAAAAUCAAUUCGGGUAUUUUAAUCAGUUCUAAUGGUCUUCCCAUGACUCCUAAAUCGACCCAAGCACUUGUAUGUGAAUAUGCUUCAGAACUUAACGAAAAAAGAAAUCUGAAAAAAAAAUUAAAGCGUACAGAAAAUAAAUUAGUUGAACAUGAACAGGCAAUGAAUCCUUUUAUUGUUAACCUACAAGAAAAUAAAGAAAAUAUCGAGAGUAAGGUUUCAAAUUUAAUACAAGAAUCAAAUAUAGGUACCACUAUGCUCAUUAAUACAGACCAAUUCCUCCGACUAGUAUUGUCUCAACCAUGUUCGCAAUGCUUUACAAUGCUUGAUUCUAAACGUCAAUAUAGUGUUUGUUCUAUAGGAUUCACUUUCAAAGUUUCAAUUACAUGUGAUUGUGGGAAAUAUACAGAAUAUUCCAAUGAAACUUCUUCAAACUUUUCUUUAGCAGUGGCAAGUAGUGGAUUAGUAGGAGGAAUCAAUCGUCAAUCACUUGAAAUGAUAUUAGCAACACUUGGAAUAACCCAGCAACUUACCAAAAAAUCUCACCAUGAAAAUCAAAAAAAAAUCUUCCAUCCGAUUUGUAAAAAGGCAGAAGAAAGUGCAAACAAAGCUCUUCGAUUGACAUGUGAAUAUAUAAAGCAAAUAAAUGAAAAAAUUCUGCCAAUGGAUAUCCUCACAGACCCAUUCUUGGAUUUUAUUUUGUUAAAAAAUCGCGUAAAUGCAAGAAAAAUGGUGAGAGUGUUAUUGUACAUAAGGGCAAUCAUGACAAAAGCUCCAGACAAAUGGAACACGCAAUAUUAAUUGCUAUUCUUCAAAAAGUUACACCAAUUUUGGAAGAAUUUGAUCUGCUACUUGAUAUCGGAAUAGAUGGAGAUUUGGAAAGUAAUAAAACACUCGGCACA